Messenger RNA from Plectropomus leopardus (leopard coralgrouper), 8793 nucleotides. It is a transcript of the gene mpdz, whose product is annotated as multiple PDZ domain crumbs cell polarity complex component. The record is from RefSeq and is a predicted model, not a curated record. Gene Ontology annotation, molecular function: protein binding. Lineage: Eukaryota; Metazoa; Chordata; Actinopteri; Perciformes; Serranidae.
GACAACAGAGGAUAGGAUAGGAUAGGAUACCGGCCGCCGGGGAAGUAAAGCCUCCACACUCAUGCCUUGAAAAAGGGAACAUUUUGGAAUUGCUGUUAAUGGGGAGAAAUCAAAUUCACCUGGAGUUCUGAAAAUGAUCGAAACAAUGGAUACACAGCGUGCCUUGCAGGCGGUGGAGCGUCUCCAGGCCAAACUAAAGGAGCGGGGGGAGGUGCCCACUGAGGAGAAGCUCAGCCUGCUCAAAUCAGUGCUCCAGAGCCCCCUCUUCCACCAGAUCCUGGCCUUGCAGAAGUCUGUUCAGCAUCUCAGAGACCAGGGGAGUGUCCCAGCGUCACGUGGGAGCGACCUUGGCGAUCCGGUAACAGCAGUCAAGCCCAAUGGUGGCCAUGUUUCCUAUGCAGAAAUAUCAGCCACUACACUCAAUGGCAAGACAUCAUCUGAAGAGUUUGAACACGUUAUUCAAACUAUGGCGCAGGGGCGCUUUGUGACGCACGUGGACCUGCAGAAGCCAGUGUCAGGAGGCCUCGGUUUCAGCGUGGUGGGCCUAAAGAGCGAGAACCGCGGAGAGCUCGGCAUCUUUAUACAGGAAAUUCAACCAGGAAGUGUGGCUGACUGUGAUGGAAAGCUCAGAGAGGCUGACCAGAUCUUAGCCAUCAAUGGCCAACCGCUGGACCAGACAGUGACCCACCAGCAGGCUAUAAGCAUCCUGCAGAGUGCUGCGGAGAGGGUGCAGCUCACCGUGGCGAGAGGACCAAUACCUCAGCUGGCCAGUCCUGCAGUUUCCCGCACGCCCUCUGCUGCCAGUACACUGUCUGCCAACUCCAGCGCGUGGCAGCACGUGGAGACAAUUGAGCUGGUCAAUGAUGGCACUGGCCUUGGAUUUGGUAUUGUGGGAGGAAAGACCACUGGAGUCAUUGUCAAAACCAUCCUUCCUGGAGGCAUAGCUGAUCAGGAUGGCCGCCUGCGCAGCGGGGACCAUAUCCUGAGAAUAGGAGACACUGACCUGCACGGCAUGGGCAGCGAACAGGUGGCGCAGGUCCUCAGGCAGUGUGGCAACAGGGUGAAGCUGGUGGUUACCCGUGGUCCUGUGGACGAGAAUCCCUCUCUCUCUGCUGUCAUGCCUGUGGUGCUCCCCACUGUCAGUGAACAGGGCUAUGAGGAAGAGGAGGAUGAAGCAUUUGAUGUGAGCCUUACUAAGAACACACAGGGACUGGGGAUCACUAUUGCAGGUUAUGUCGGAGAUAAAAAUUCAGAGCCCUCUGGCAUUUUUGUUAAGAGCAUAACAAAAGACAGUGCCGUAGAUCAAGAUGGCCGUAUUCAUGUUGGAGAUCAGAUAAUAGCUGUCGACGGCGUCAACAUCCAGGGAUACACCAAUCAGCAGGCAGUGGAGGUGCUCAGACACACGGGCCAGACAGUCCACCUUAAGCUGAUUCGGCGGGGCUUCAGGCCUGACGAAAUCCCCCCUGCUGUGGCCCCCAGUGUCACCAUCCUGCCCCCUUCCACCACCAUCCCCACUACCACCAUUGUCAUGAUGGAGCUGGAGCAGGAGAGGAAGAAGGCUGAGGAGGCUGCUCAAGUCACCACAGAUGAAAAGGCGCUCCAGACAAAGAGUGAAGGAUCUGAUGUCAGCCCAGCCACGGAUCAGCUAACAGAAGACAAACAUGGGAUAAGGCUAACAGCCUUUGAAGAGGAGGAACUAAUGAAGAAAUGGCAAGAGAUUCUGGGUCCAACUAAUGAAGUUGUGGUGGCUCAGGUGGAGAAGUUUAGUGAGAGCAGUGGCCUGGGCAUCAGUCUGGAAGCCAACAGUGGGCAUCAUUACAUUCGCUCUGUUCUUCCCGAGGGACCUGUCGGUCGCUGUGGAAAGCUUUUCAGUGGCGAUGAACUGCUUGAGGUCAAUGGCAUAUCUCUGAUUGGUGAAACCCACAAGGAAGUAGUCAGAAUAUUGAAGGAGCUUCCACUUUGCGUAUACAUGACGUGCUGUAGGCCCGCCCCUCACCUGCAGACUGACAUGGAUGCUGACCAACCUGAACCAGAGACGUUGUCCACAUCAUCUAAACUGAAGAAACAAAUAGACCUGAGCAGCACACUGGCUGCUGAAGACUCAGAGGUAAACGCAGCAGCAGCGACAGCGACAGUGACACAGGAUAAUGUGACAGAGGAGGCGACAGGAUCUCCUUUGGCCAUGUGGGAGUUGGCGAUCCAGAAUAUCGAGCUUGAAAAGGGAGAAGGGGGAUUGGGAUUCAGCAUACUGGACUACCAGGACCCACUGGACCCCGCCAAGACGGUGAUCGUGAUUCGCUCUCUGGUUCCCAGCGGUGUGGCCGAACAAGAUGGCAGGCUGUUGCCAGGAGACCGACUCAUGUAUGUUAACGCCACCAACCUGGAGAAUGCCAGCCUGGAAGAUGCUGUCCAGGCCCUGAAGGGAGCCAACCUCGGCAAGGUCCAAAUAGGAGUAGCCAAACCGCUGCCUGGAAUAUGUGGAUAUUCCCACUCUCCACACCCAUAUGGUGAGCAGGAAAUUACUCCAUCAUCCACCAUCCAUUCAUUUGACUUCAACAGUAUUUUGGUUGAAGAAGGAGAGGAAGAAGGACUGGCUGAGGGCAUCGUUUACCGAGCAGAGCCUGCAUUGAUCGACACCAGCGAAGCAGACCUGUCCGAUGAAAAGGCAUUAGAUCACACUUACUCUGGGAUAGAGGACGACGCUUUCCAGGCAUCCAUGAUCGCUCUUCAUGGUAGCAGCUGUAGCGCAGACCUGGAUUACCUGCACUCAUCUACGCCCAAGCUGACAGCCCGCCUGGACUUGUUGGAUGAGCAUCCCUGCUUCGCAACACCGUCCGGCCUUGCAGACAACACUCGAGAGUCUGCCUCUUUCACUCCUCCGAGUUUGAGAGGUCACGUCCCGACCUUUAAUGACAUACUGAGCAGUUCUGAUCAGUUCCUGGCACAGCACUCUGCCAAUGAGGAGCCAGCAGAGGGCUUACACUCAUACAGCCCCUUUGCUGAAACAGGGACCAGAUCGUCUGUCCCCGAUGAACCUGCGGAGUCUCUUCACUAUCAGAGGGAGCCACCCAUGUCUUUUGGAGAUAUUGGAGAUAUAAAGAUUUUGAUGAAGGAUAAGGAGGCUGGUGUGAAUGAAUCAGCAGAAGACGGUGACAAGGAAACACUGACCUCGGGGAGCAACUUUGAAAGGACUAUCACAGUUGUCAAGGGCAAUUCCAGCCUGGGGAUGACUGUGAGCGCCAAGAAAGAUGGUUUGGGCAUGCUGAUCCGCAGUAUAAUCCACGGUGGAUCCAUUAGCCGUGAUGGACGUCUGGGUGUUGGCGAUCUCAUUCUGGCAAUCAACGGAGAGCCCACAGCCAACCUGACCAACGCUCAGGCUCGAGCCAUGCUUAGACGACACUCGCUCAUUGGACCAGACCUGGGAUCUGCUUGUGCACCUGAGGACGAUCUGUGCCCAUUUUAUGUCAUUACAUAUGUUCCAGCAGAGUAUCUGGAGGAGUACAAGACUAGCCUAGAGCAGGAUAAAGAUGAUGUCUUCUCUGAAACUGCUCCAGUUCCAGUUCCAGAUCCAAAAGAUAUUCCUAACCUCCCUGAACGGGAAGAUGGAGAGGGAGAGGAGAGUGCCUCUUACAGCAACUGGAACCAACCAAGAAAAGUGGAGCUCUUCCGGGCGCCAGGCAAGUCCUUGGGAAUCAGUAUCGUUGGGGGCCGAGGGAUGGGCAGCCGGCUGAGCAAUGGAGAGGUGAUGAGGGGCAUUUUUAUCAAGCACAUCCUGGAGGACAGUCCUGCUGGACAGAACGGGACCCUGAAACCUGGAGACAGAAUCGUAGAGGUGGAUGGAGUAGAUCUAAGAGAUGCUAGUCACGAGGAGGCAGUGGAGGCCAUACGCAGGGCAGGCAACCCUGUCUCCUUUUUGGUCCAGAGUAUAAUCCACAGGCCCAGGUCAUCGGUAACGGAGUCCAGUGAGGAAAAAGCUGCAGCUAUGACAAAGGACAACAAGGACAAGGAGGGUUACAGUCACAGUAGACUUUUCCUCCGCCUCUCCCCAACUAACCCUUUCACUCCUACCCCAUUUAAGCCGGCGAAGCGUGAAGCGGCGAAGGCAUCUCCCACCAGCACUGUCCUCCCCCUGCCAGUGGUGCCCCAUGUGGGAGAGACUGAUACAGACACGCUAACAGAGAUUCCUGGCAGACCUGCUGAGGCAGAGGAGGAGAAAGAGAAAGAGGAGGAGGAGGAGGCGGAGGAUGAGUUUGGAUACAACUGGAAGAACAUAAUCCAGAGAUAUGGCAGCCUGCCGGGUGUCCUACACAUGAUUGAGCUGGAGAAAGGCAAGACAGGCCUGGGCCUCAGCCUGGCGGGGAACAGGGACCGCUCUCGCAUGAGCGUCUUCGUGGUGGGAAUAGACCCCAGUGGGGCGGCUGGCAGGGACGGACGCAUGGUAGUGGGGGAUGAGCUGCUGGAGAUCAAUGGGCAAGUUCUUUAUGGCCACAGUCACCAGAAUGCAUCAUCCAUAAUCAAGAGCUCUCCAUCCAAAGUCAAAAUCAUCUUUGUCAGGAACACGGAGGCACUGAACCAGAUGGCUGUGGGACCUGUGAGAGAGCACGAGGGAGACACAGAGGAGCCUCACGCUGAGCCAGAAACGAAUGCUGCUAAUGGUGACGCCGAUACUUCAGAACAUGUGCAUCACAGCAUAAAACUGAAGGAGGACGGGGGACUUGGCAUCACCUUUGUGGAGGGGAACACUGAGAGUGGAGUUGAGAUUCAGAGUAUAACUGAAGUGAAAGGACACACGGGCAAAGAGGGCUGCAUGAAACCAGGGGACAAACUCUUAGCUGUGAAUGGAGAAUCAGUGCUUGGCUAUACUGUGAAACAGGUCAAUUCUCUACUACGAAAAGCCAAAGGUCCUGUGAAGCUAACCUUCUCUACAAAUGAGACCCCCCCCUCCCUCUCCUCUCCCCAGUCAACCAGCCAUGAUGGGGACUGCUCGGAUGACGUCCUUGCCAGCCUACCCAGCAUGCCUAGUGCUGCUACGACCACGCAUGUCCAACCAGAAGUGGAGGCAGCCACUAGUCCGAGUCGCUCAUCCACUCCUUCCACUCUGACCUGUGACCCGGCGACCUGUCCCAUCAUCCCUGGCUGUGAGACCACCAUCGACAUCUCAAAGGGACGCACGGGGCUGGGCCUCAGCAUCGUGGGAGGCUGUGACACCCUGUUGGGGGCCAUCAUUAUCCAUGAAGUUUAUGAAGAAGGGGCAGCCUCGAAAGAUGGCAGGCUUUGGGCAGGAGACCAAAUCUUAGAGGUGAAUGGCAUCGACCUGCGCGCGGCCAGUCAUGACGAAGCCAUCAACGUGCUGCGGCAGACCCCACAGAGAGUCCGGCUGACAGUAUAUAGGGACGAGGCCCAGUACAAGGAGGAAGAUCUGUGGGACUCGUUCACUGUGGAGCUCCACAAGCAGCCGGGUCAGGGCCUGGGCCUGAGCAUCGUUGGGAGGAGGAAUGACACAGGAGUGUUUGUGUCUGACAUUGUGAAAGGAGGUUUGGUGGAUACUGACGGUCGACUCAUGCAGGGCGACCAGAUCCUGUCAGUCAAUGGUGAGGAUGUCAGGUCGACCACACAGGAGGCCGUGGCUGCACUACUCAAGUGCUGCGUGGGGCCUAUAAAAAUGGAAGUAGGGAGGUUCAAGGCAGGUCCCUUCCACUCAGAAAGAAGGCUGUCUCAAUGUAGUCAGAUUAGUGAAACAGGCAGCACCAAGGUGGCCUCUCAGUCAUGCACAGACUCCGGGAACCUUCCAGGUGACCCUGAAAAAAUAAUAAGGAGUCCAGAUUCUCCGGAGCAGCAGGACACGAGAACAGUCGAGUUCACUAAAGGUCCCAAUGAUUCUCUGGGUAUCAGUAUAGCAGGGGGCGUGGGCAGCCCCCUGGGUGACAUCCCCAUCUUUAUCGCUAUGAUGAAUCCUGUCGGCCUGGCUGCUCAGACCCAAAAGCUCAAGAUCGGGGACCGCAUUGUCAGUAUCUGUGGGACAUCUGCUGAAGGCAUGACCCACUCACAGGCUGUCACUCUGCUCAAGAACGCCACAGGCACAAUACAGCUGCAGGUGGUAGCGGGCGGUGACACCACUGUUACAGGCCCCUCUCAGGAGCAGGCAGCCGGAGGUCUCACACCCAGCUGCAUCUUUCAGGAUGAUCUCGGCCCUCCUCAGUAUAAGACCAUCAAUCUUGAAAGAGGACCGGACGGACUGGGUUUCAGUAUAGUCGGUGGGUACGGCAGCCCCCAUGGAGACUUGCCGAUCUAUGUUAAAACUGUUUUUGGAAAGGGGGCAGCAGCGGAAGACGGCCGCCUGAAGCGAGGAGACCAGAUAAUGGCUGUUAACGGGCAGACCCUGGAGGGCGUCACUCAUGAAGAAGCUGUCGGCAUUCUUAAGAGGACCAAAGGAACUGUCACACUCACUGUGCUAUCAUAGACUUGCAACCUGUCUUCACUACUUUUCCUACACUUCCUAUCACCCCCAAAGUAAAUCCACAUCUAUAAAGACUGAAACUUUAAAAUAGCAACACAUCUCGCAAGUGUGAUGUCAUGUCUAGCAGUAGGAGAAAUCAAACCUGCAAUAUUUCACAACUUGAAGAUUGUGUUAAAGUCACCAGAUGUUCACCUGUGAAAAUUUGCACAGUGAAAUAGAAACAACCAUGUACUGAUAAUCAUGUAGAAACUUAUUGCUCAAUGUAGCUUUGAACACUGUGAUCCAGGUAAGUCUGCAGGAAGUAGACUAUGUCAUGAUAAAAGAGCUUUUAUCACUGUCACCCAAACUGCUCCCAAUAUAACAUGUACAGAAGAUAUGAAGUAUGAAUCCAGAAAUAGUUUGCCAUACAGUUUUACUCAGUCGUUAUAUGAAUCUCAAGGAGGUUAUGAAUAGUUUUAUGGUGUGUUCACACCAAAGGCAAAGGGAGUGUUUCAUACAGACAAAUUACAAAUAAAGUUAAUGCAAAAAAUGUGAAUAAAUGCAACGCCAAUGAUGCAAAUUCACAAAAUUUGCACUAUUUGUGUAAUUUGUGCAGAUGUAGUAAAAGCCUGUCAGCAUUGAGAUCUGGUUGAGGUUCUUCUGACAUUACUAAGAAUUGGAAAUGGAGAGCACACUUGUUGUCCCUGUCUGUGGGCACCUGCAAGUCUACCAUUCAAUGUCAGUUCUGGACAGAAACAGAACAAACAAGAAGAGGGCUCAGAUUAUUAUAUAAUUAUAUUAGAUAUUACUGCUGGUGGCCCUUAACUAUAAGAGUAUACACAUAAUAUGAUGUUAAUUCCACGACAGUCUUGAUGAUCAUUAAUAAUAGGUGUUUAAAAAUAAGUGGAUAUAUCGGUAUUGGUUAUUAGCCAAGUGAGUUUUGAUAUAUCCACAUAUUUAAAUUAAUAUUGUGCAACCCUAGUGUUUUUGACCAAACAAUUUUGUUGAGUUGCUUCUAAGCAAAGUGCUGGAGUAAUCUAAGUUGGUCUUUUAUUGUUAAAGGUAAACAACAGAAAGAGCGUAGUGGUAAUGCUCUGUGUUGACAGCAUGAAAAACAAGCAAGAAAGCAAGAAUGUUGCUGUCUUUUUUCAUGCUGGUUCAGGCACGAAGCCUUACUGUUAUACGGUUUUCACAUCACUUCAUUGCUGCUAUUGGUUGUACUUUACUACAAACCAAGUUAGACGUUAGUGGUCUUCUAAAGUUAGUUAGCACAACUGUUAGCACAGCUAUUAAGGGUAAAUAUUGUGAAAUGCACCAAAAAACACUGUAAAAAUACAGCCACUGUAUUCAUGCAUUUAGUGCAAAGCAAAAAUUCGCUUUGCGUUUGGUGUGAACACAUCAUUAGACACUUACAUUCCAUAACUCUAGAUUGAAGUAUUCACUGAACAUAGUGGCUAAAAUAUUUUGCCAUUUCCUGUAUUGAAAUGAACAGACUGUGAGACCAUUAUUUUCAGGAGUAUUUCAGAACAGAGAGCACCCUAAAGCAAUAUCAGAAUAUUUCUACAGAGGAGAGGCCUAUUUUUCAAGGUUCUUAACAGUCUGGGGUCUACUUAUAGGGGCAACCUCACAAUAAAUUCAGAGCAUGAAACAACAUGAAAAUGUCUGUAAGGCAAUUAACGGAUUAGCAGAAUUUAGCUAAUGGCCAUAUUAGUUGAUGACAACAUUAUUUGUCUUUUAUAUUGCACUGCUGCUGGCAAUUCAUCAUGCUGAUUUUCCCCGAAAGGUUGAUGCUGCUGUAACUGGUGUUAAUCAACUUAUCAUGAAGUCACUGUUGUUUUAGCAGAAGCGGCCAAUAGAGCAUUUUGAGUGCUCAUGGCUAAAAGUCUGAUGUUGUAAAUACGAAGAAAGAUGUGAGAUCCUCAAAUGAAGAAGUAUUGAGUGUGUGUGACUGUGAGUGCGUGUGAAACAACUCACUGAAAUAUAGUGCUGCUAAAGCCGUAUAUGUAAGGUAUUUUGUCAGUAUUUGGAUUUUUUUGAAGUAUUAAUUAAUGCGCAAAGAAAAGCAAAUGACCUGUUAUCUAGGUUAGAGUGAACAAGCGGUUCUCCUGAAGUGUUUAACUUGUCAGAUGGUUAUAUAAUGGACCUGAGCUCAUUUUGACCUUUUUGUUUACCCAAAACAGAGUAAUCAAGUGUGUAGUGUCUGAAGUAAUUAGGCAUAUGUUGUGUUUCUUAGUGUAUAAGAGAGUUGUCUGCUCUCUGUCUUAUCACCUUAAAUAUGUGUCUCUAGCACUGUCCAUGUGACAGUAUUGAUUCUGUUCACACUGAAUUAAAUAAAAGUGACCUUUGGAUUCAGUCUA